ACGCAGGUGGCCGACGCGUUUGGGGCUGCUGGCUCAGAAUGUGGUGCUCGAGCCCAGCCGCGAUGGUGGCCUUUUGCGCCUGGCUUUGGGUCUGUCACCCGGUGCCAGCGCAGGGCCAGGAGGCCGGGGGGCAGCCGGGGGCCGACUGUGAAGUAUGUAAAGAAUUCCUGAACCGAUUCUAUAACUCCUUGAUAGGCAGAGGAGUCAACUUUUCUCUGGACACCAUAGAAAAAGAAUUGAUCAACUUUUGUUUGGAUGUCAAAGGAAAAGAAAACCGCCUGUGCUAUUACCUAGGAGCAACGAAAGAUGCACCCACCAAGAUCCUAAGUGAGGUCACUCGCCCAAUGAGUGUGCAUAUGCCUGCAAUGAAAAUUUGUGAGAAACUGAAGAAGAUGGACAGCCAGAUCUGUGAGCUGAAAUAUGAAAAGGAACUGGACUUGGCAUCAGUGGACCUGUCGAAGCUGAGAGUAGCAGAGCUGAAACAGAUACUGCACGGCUGGGGAGAAGAGUGCAGGGCCUGCGCGGAAAAAAUUGACUAUGUGAAUCUGAUCAAAGAACUGGCACCCAAGUAUGCAGAGAUGCACCCCAAAACAGAACUCUGACCCUCAGAGGCCGGUGCACCACUGAAUGUAAUUUGAGACCAAACGGCUCUCUAGGAUAUGGACGUGUUGGUUAAUAGUAACCAGGAGUUGCACUGUAUAUGGUCUCAUACUUUUUGUUUUCCUGUUACACCUCAGAAUUGGUUAUUUGGGUUUAUAAGUAAAACUGUUAAUAUUAGUGGUAUCUUACAUUUACAAUCUACCAAAAUCUAAAAGUGCCUUUCUCGUAAUUUUCUUGUAAGGACUGUGUAAAUUAUCAUUGCCUGUCUCCUAAAAUUGGGAAAAAAGAACUACUGAAAAACUGAUGGAGUAAAUUGAUUCUAAGAAGGAAGAGAGUGCUCAGAGGCCCUUUCUCUGCACUAAUUUUUAAUUAAAUAUAUUGGAUUAGGGCAAAAGAAACAAUAUUUAGCUUAUCUAACUCCCAGCUUGAACCCGAAAUAAUAACCUGGCAUAAUCAAAAGUU
This is a messenger RNA of Diceros bicornis minor, 1062 nucleotides long. It is a transcript of the gene CDNF, whose product is annotated as cerebral dopamine neurotrophic factor. Lineage: Eukaryota; Metazoa; Chordata; Mammalia; Perissodactyla; Rhinocerotidae. The transcript is spliced from 4 exons. Gene Ontology annotation, biological process: dopaminergic neuron differentiation; neuron projection development. The coding region runs from base 39 to 602 and encodes 187 amino acids. Gene Ontology annotation, cellular component: endoplasmic reticulum. The record is from RefSeq and is a predicted model, not a curated record.